CCCCCCCUCCUCCCAUCCCUCUCCUCUCUUCCCCCUGUGUCCCCUCUCAUCGUUUUGCCCAACCUGCCCCGUCUACCGGUGUUUCACCAUGCGACCGAUCUGGUUGACAGAUGCCUUGGCCCCAGCAACUUCGGCCCUGCCUCCGGGUCUUGAGGCUGAGGACUUCUGUGAUUACAUCUGGGAUAGUGCCCAAUCGGCGGUGGCAGCCGCAUCCCCAGGAGCCGAUCUCGCUGCCUGUGCCCGUGAAGCCAUUGUUCAGGCCAUGGAAACGCUAAGCCUCGAUUUGGCCUUGGCCGAGACCGUGAGCCAUGACAUUGUUUCCCGGCACUUUGGACCGCCAGAGAAGAGCCACCCCACGAACCGACCCCCCAGCCGACCACUUGCCACCGGGCCUGUGGAGGACUUUGUAGUUGUUCAUCAAAAGAACCCGAGGCAGCAGAAGACCUCCCGGCAUCACAAGGGCAUCUCGACUGCUGCCAAUGGGGCCGUCGACUCUCCGCCCUCCAGCCGGCGGACCAACAAGCGUCAACAGCGCUUCGAGGUAUUCGACGUGGGAAAUACCCAGAGCACGCAUGGUGCCAUCUCCCUGGAACAGGCAUCCCACUCGACCGAUAGCAUCUGUCGCUUCUACAUGUCCCCCACAGGCUGCGCGCGCGGGCAUCAUUGCUUUUAUCUGCACCUGCAACCAAACACCGAGAGCGUGAAGCUGGCCCUCAAUAUGCCGGCCGUGCCGCUGUCGAACUUCAUGGAUCCCGAAAGCAAGGAGAUCUCAUAUGACUGGCUGCUAAACCUGUCAGACGAUGAGUAUGGUGAAUUCGACGCCGGUGUUUUUGGUGGAUACUUCGACCCGGACGAUGAGCACGCCCCCACUGGCCACCUACAUGCUGAUGAUGAUGAUGAUUAUGAUGAUGAUGAUGAUGAUUACCCUGAUGAUCUUGAUGACUUCGACCUAGAGGGCGGUCUUCAUGAUGACAGGCAGGACGAACAGCGCAGCCACAUUGGAAGUCACCCAACAGGCACGGCGGGGGUGGACGAUGGCGAGCUGCUGGCGGCCGGUGCCGCAAAGCUGACCAUCCAACCGGAGCAGCUCCAGUGUCGGGAGUCAUUUCCUCCUCUGGCGGCUGGUGGGGCCUCGUCUGGGGCGGAGCAAGAUCCGAUUGAUGCGCAAUCCUUUGCCGCACUGAUCCAACGGAUUUUCGAUCAGCGAACUCUGCUCCGGAACUCGGCGCAACCGAUGGAACCCGCCACCGGCCGAUCGGCAUAUUCCUCGAUCGCGGCCGACUCUCGCCACGCCCAAGCUCGCCGUGUGGCCGCAGGCUCCAGGGAGAAUAUGACCUCGGCCGCCGGUCAGGCCCGAGUCCCGGGCACCAUCUCUGGUGGCGGCGCCCGGCGCACACGGCUCUCGGCCGAUGAGCUGGUUUCGCUUAUUCGUCUGCGUCGGCAUGAAGAUCGCAUCCCUCCCCCACCGGAGGAGACUCUCCGGUGGCGCGUCACCGGAAAGCCUCUGGAGGAGCAGUACAACAAGGAACGUCGAAAGGCCUUCGACCUGUUCCAAGCCUACCGUCGUCAGUCGGCCUCCAGCUCGCCAGCCCAUCGGAAGGCUGCCCAGGACCUGUUUUAUGAGGCGUCUGUGGCCCACUGGAAUGCGGCAGCCUCGUUGUUCGAGCAGCGCAACAGGGACCUGAUGAACACCGAAAUCCGGGUCGGCAGCUCGCCGGUGGUGGAUCUGCAUGGGCUCCACACAAACGAGGUCAUUUUCUAUCUGGACACCCUCAUUGGACGCCUGCAACGGCUGGCCAACCGCUCGGGUAAGCCGCACUAUAUGCACGUCAUCACCGGGACCGGGAACCAUUCGCGCAAUGCGGUGGAGGAGGCCCAUCGGCGCAUGGGCAAGGUCCAGUUGGCCACGAUGGAGUACCUCCACCAGAGAGGCCGCUAUUUCAAGGAUAACAGUGUCGACCAGCGGAUCGGCCUGCUUUCGAUCGAGGUUGAGCCGCGCGGGAAAGGCGAGGCCAAAUCCCUGUGAGACCCCCCCCCCAGCCCGCCGAGGGCAUCCUGUGAAUAAAAUCACGCCAUAUUUCACGGGACCACCGCGGGACACAUCACGGACCAUGAUGUUCCACCGGACAGCAACUCCCAGCUGAAGGCGUCGAUCGCUUAGUCACCCUUGAGCAUGGGUGGAUAUAAAUGAUUAUAUAAAAAG
Molecule: messenger RNA, 2203 nt
Organism: Fonticula alba
Lineage: Eukaryota; Rotosphaerida; Fonticulaceae
Exons: 6
Coding region: 89-2026 (645 amino acids)
Molecular function (GO): metal ion binding
Source: RefSeq, a predicted model, not a curated record